Messenger RNA from Ipomoea triloba (trilobed morning glory), 1520 nucleotides. RefSeq names its product aspartyl protease AED3-like. Gene Ontology annotation, biological process: proteolysis. Gene Ontology annotation, molecular function: aspartic-type endopeptidase activity. The transcript has a single exon. The coding region runs from base 53 to 1378 and encodes 441 amino acids. NCBI's taxonomy places the organism in Eukaryota, Viridiplantae, Streptophyta, Magnoliopsida, Solanales, Convolvulaceae. The record is from RefSeq and is a predicted model, not a curated record.
UAUUAAGAACUCUCUUGUUUCAUGCAUCCUCAUCAUCAUCAUCAUCAUCAACAUGGCUGCCUUACUCAUUCUGCCAUUUCUUCUUCCUCUUCUUUCAAACACAGCCUCUGCAACUCAAUUCUGUGCUUCAAACAAGGCCAAUUCUGAUGACCUUUCUGUUAUGCACAUCUAUGGCAAAUGCUCACCCUUCAACAAUCCAAACCCUACUUCUUCAUGGCUCACUACUGUCAUGAACAUGGCUAUUAAGGACCCGGCGAGGCUCUCCUACUUGUCUAGCCUCACGGCACAAAAGCCCAAGGCUAAGACUAAUGUGCCCAUUGCUUCGGGCCAGAAUGUGUUGAACACUGGCAACUAUGUUAUUCGGGCCAGGAUUGGGACUCCGGGCCAGGUCAUGUAUAUGGUGUUGGAUACUAGUAGUGAUAAUGCGUGGGUGCCUUGCAGUGGGUGCGUCGGGUGCUCGGAAACCGUGUUCGCCCCGAACACGUCGUCCACUUUCGGGCCGGUCGAGUGCUCCGUGCCCGAAUGCAGUAUGGUGAAUGGGAUGUCGUGCCCCACCGGCGGGUCGGGCGCUUGCAACUUUAACCAAUCCUACGGCGGAGACUCCUCGUUUUCGGCCGCGUUGUCACGUGAUGCGCUCGGGCUGGGCAAUGAUGUUGUGCCGGACUAUGCUUUCGGGUGCAUCAAUGCAGUGUCGGGCUCGAAAAUCCCGCCCCAAGGGCUAUUGGGCCUGGGCCGGGGCUCCAUGUCGUUGCUCUCGCAAGCCGGAGCGCUUUACUCGGGGGUAUUCUCGUACUGUUUACCCAGUUUCAAAUCCUAUUAUUUUUCCGGCUCGCUCCGGCUUGGACCGAUGGGUCAACCCAAGACCAUAAGAACCACUCCACUCCUUAAGAACCCACACCGCCCAUCUUUAUACUACGUGAACCUGACCGGCGUCAGUGUGGGAAAGAUUUGGGUGUAUAUUCCCCAAGAGCACCUAACUUUCGAUCCGGCCACCGGAGCCGGCACCGUCAUUGAUUCCGGCACGGUUAUAAGCCGGUUUGUCGAACCGGCUUACGUGGCAAUCCGGGAGGAGUUUAGGAAACAAGUGACGGGCCCAUUUAGCUCCUUGGGUGCAUUUGACACGUGCUUUGCAGUGACAAAGGAGUUCAUGGCACCACCCAUCACCUUCCACUUUCAAGGAAUGGAUUUAGUGCUUCCAAUGGAGAACACCUUGAUUCAUACUAGCUAUGGGAACUUGGCUUGCUUGGCCAUGGCCGCCGCACCAAAUAAUGUCAACUCUGUGCUGAAUGUGAUUGCCAAUUUGCAGCAGCAGAACCUUAGGGUUUUGUUCGAUACCAUCAACUCUCGCUUGGGGAUUACUCAUGAAAAUUGUAACUAAUAUUAACAGUCAUCCCAAAUCCAAAUAUGAUGUGAACCCCCUUUGAUUCCUCCUUUUAGCCUCGUUAUUUUUCUCCUAAUUUGUGUGUCCACGUUACAGUUGUUGCAGUUUAAUAAAAAUGUAGAGCUUGUGAAAAUAUUAA